UAGAAGAGUGAAAGCGGCUCAAACGAUAAUUGCACAUUUUCGAAAAAUCAGUAUAGCUUAAGAGGUUUGAGAAGAAUAGACGUUAUUUCCAGAAAGCGGUGAAAAUAUUUCUUCGAUUGAAAAUUAAAGUUGACAGCAGUCAAUGAAGUAAUACUGAGUUUAUAAGUAAAAAUCUGUUGAAAAUCAUAAAAAUUGUUUAAAAUUAUGUACAUACGUGCUUAAAUAAUUUAGUGUGCCUAAUAAUAUCAACUUUGAGUUAAGAAACCAAGCAGUCAAGUGUUGGGUUUUACGGAAAAUCAAUAACCGUUUUUAGCACAUAUUUCAAGGAAUUUUAGCAGUUUUUCAAAUAUUAUAGUAAUUAUUUUAAACAUACAUAUGUUUUUGCAUACAUACAAUUGCAAAUAAAGUAAAAUACAAAUAAUUAAAAAGUUUAAAGCAUAUUUACCAAAAUUAUUGUCAAGUGUGGGUGAAAUUCUGUAUCUCAUAUGUAUAUGCAUUGAUGUUCUUGUUUUUCUGGGGGUGUACAGUAGCUACCAUAGCCCUUCCAAUCACAACACAAUUUGGGUAAAGCACACCGAGCAACAACGGUGACAUUAACAACGUAAAUGAACUAAUGCAUACAUAUGUACAUAUGUACACUCAUAAAUGCUCAAUAUUUCGUAACCACCCAUUGUGCCCCCCUUUUUAGGUCAUCGGUGCAUUGUUCGUGACUCGUCUUCAAAAUUCCAAUACACUGGCAGACGUAUGUAUAUAUUGGCGAAGGUAAAGGCAAAGAAGGAAUAAAUGUAAGUGCAUGGGAAAAGUCGCAUAAAAUCUAUCCUCGAAACCUUCGCAACGAUUAAGUUCUGGUACGUGCAUAUGCACUUGUGGUGCAGCAUCAUCAUAAAAGUGUAAUCUAAAAGUGUGCAUAACUGAAGUUAUAGUGAGAAAGUACAGUGAAAAUCGAUUUGCCAUUCUGUUGUGGUUUGUGAACAUUUAAAACGGAUACUUAAACGCAAUGGCGACAUCAACAUCGGUAUCGGCAUCAGGUUCGGCAUCGGCAUCCACAUCAGCAUCGACCUCUGGAAAUACGGGCAUCGGCUCCCCCUCUACAUCGGUUAUAUGUGAAGAGGUCUUUGAUGAGACUGAACCCAGUGCUGAAGAAAUCCAUGAUUAUGCUUUGAUGGUUGGCAUUGAUCCAGUUAAAGAACCUCACUUACUAUAUUUGGCCAAAGAAGGCUUGAUGCAGGCAUUGCCAACCGAUUGGAAAAUAUGUUAUUCCGAGGAGAAAUGUGGACACUAUUAUUACAAUAUUAAAACGAAACAAUCACAAUGGGACCACCCGCUCGAUGCGGUCUACCGAGAAUUAGUUGAACAGGCGCGGCAAAAGCACACAGCAAUAGCGGCCACACCUGUCAUCGACAACUCAGACGAUGUGUCGCAACUGGACUCAGGCAUACGCAGCCUACAAGGUAAUGAUGAAUGCGACAACACCAACAAUACAAAUGAAAUGUCUUCACCGGUAAGCAAUGUAAAUACCAAUUGCACUGUAAGGUCUGUGAAUAAAACAGUAGCUGCUGCAACUGGUAUAGGAGCCAACGCUGCGGGUAUUGCUGGCAUUGGAUUAACAAAUAAUUCAGGUUCGACUUCGAAUAGUACAAGCACAAGUGGGUUUAGCGGUGGAGUUAGUCGUUUCUUAGAAUCCAGAAGUAAAAAUUUUGGUUUAAACUUUCAACCCGUGAAAGGAUCUCGUUUCGAGGUAUCGAAAACAAACCCUCAAAUAACUUUAGCAAUGAAAUUUGGCGGAGAAGGUUUUUCUUCGAAGUUGGCAGCGAACAAAGUUGAAACCGACAGUGGUGCUACAGGUGGUGUAGAUAAGCGAGCUUUUGUGUUGUCCGGUACUGGUGCGAUGUUCCUAAAAUCGCGCAAGCAAAUGGAAACUGGGUUGAAUCAAGCCACUACUUCUAUGUUACUGAACUCCAACUCAAAUAAUAUAAUUAUUGAGAGUACUGCUGGCACGCCACCUGGCGUUAAGGGCAUAUUGCGCGAUUCAAGCUUAACAGAUAUGCGACGACGAUUCGAAAAGGAUGAUGCAGAAAAUCAGGUUAUGGAGGAUAAGAAAAGUGUACGUUUCAAUUUAGACGAGACGAAAAUACGAGGGUCUCCGGAGGAGGACCAAAGCAGUUCGCGUAAAAUAACUCAAAGCCCAGAAGCAUCAAUGUAUUCAGAUGACGAUGAUGUAGAAGAUGAUGAUCCUUGGGAUGAUGAUAAUGACGAUGGCAAUGAAGGCUGCGUUGGGUACGAUGUACUUGGCGCUGAAGGUGGUCUUCCGCGUAGUCUUAACCCAUUCCUAAUGAAUGAUGAAGCAAAAAGAAAGGAAAUACAAAUUAUAUCGGUACCUAAGGCACAAACAAUACAAAUGCUAAAGGCACAAAGCUUUUCUAUGGAUCUGCCUGAACGUGAUCGUGCCAAACUUUCAGAGUUAGCCCGCUCACAAAGUACUGAAUCCGGGAGCAUACCGCAACCAGUUUCUGUAGUAAGCUACCUCGAAAAAUUGAAAGACAAUUCUACAACGAUUAAACCAAUGUACGAGGACACAGAUUCGGAAUCAAAAGGCAGUUCCGUACGAAGUUUUAUUAUAAACAAAUCCGAACAGGAUUCUGUGAAUUCAAUUGUGCCUGCCGUUACUCCGUUUGAAAGUGAUGAAAAUGUUACUAAAAAUAAUCGUGAGCUGGAGCAAACCGAGACCAAACCCGGAACGGAGAAACCCGUUUUGCGUACAUUAAAGGUGGCGUCUAAACUUGUUAGCUUCCUGAAAAAAGAUACUGAUAAAGCCGAGCAAGAAACUUGUGUUCAAACGCUAAAUGACCGAGAAAAUGACAAAGACUACGAAAUUCAAAAACAAAAGGCUGAAAAAGAAAAGGAGGCAUUACUUAAAGAGGAACGUGAACGUUUAGAGGACCAACUUCAAAGAGAAAUCGAUGCCAUCAAGAUUGACCAUGAACACAAGCUUGAAAGUAUUCGGCAAGAAUAUGAUUCUCGUUUGACAUCACACCGACAGGAAAUGGAACAAACAUUUCAAACACGCUUGAAUGAGUAUCGGGCGCAGUUGGAGGAAGAGUUGAACACAAAACGAAAAAUGGUUGUAGAUGAACAUAAAGCUCAUAUGGUUACGCUACAAAAAAAUCACACCGAAAUUUUACAAGAUCUAGAGAGAGACUUGAAAAGCGAAGAGGAAAUCAUCAAAAAGGAACAUACACGUAAACAUUCUGAGAUGCGUGACAAAUUGGGGCACGAAUUAGAGUUGGAACGUCAGCGUAUGCGUGAAACAGGUGAAGAUAGAUUGUAUGAAAAGGUGCGUUGCGAAAAGCGUUUAUUAGAAGAUAAGUAUCGCUGUUUAAAGGAGAAAUAUGUGCGUUUAAAAACUGAUGUUAAACUAUCAUUGGAACGUCGCAAUCGACGACGCGAGGCCCAAGCGCUACAUCAACAAAGUCUCCAUACAAAUACUACUACUACAGGUUCAGAGACGGAAAGGUCUAUAUCAAACAAGCCAUCUAUCGGUAACAGCGAGAAUCGUUCACUUUCUUUGUCGACUUCUUGCCAAGAGCACGGUGGUGUUGGUAGUAUCAGUGCAGUCCCUCAUACACUAUUGGGCAGUAAAAGCCCAAAACCACCAGUGCCACCUAAAACUCAUCUAACGCCUGUCACCGGCAGCAAAGAGCAUUUAAAUUCUGUGGUCCGUGAGCGUUCAAAUGAACGUGGACAGCUAUCAAUAACACGGAAGCCGGGCAUCGCUUCAAAAUAUAUUAAGCACUUGCAAGUUCAAGAUGACACAACUACUUCGAUUAGCCAAUCAGACACGACUAUAUCGAACAAUUACAGCAAGGGGCGUUACCUACCAGCACCACUAUUGAGCGAUAAUGGAAACUCCGAUUCAGAGGCUGCUUUCCAAUGCAAUCAAGAGAACAAUAAUAACGGACGUGGUAAUAGCCAACGUAAGAAAAUAUUUUCCCGUUUGAAGUCCGCUUCUACAUCACGUUUAAAUUCGGACAAUUACAAAAACGACCGACCUUGCACACCGGUUGAGAAUUUGCGUCAUCAGCUACAGAAGCUAGAAGAUUUAGAAGAUCAAUUCCCUGACAAUACACUGGACACCACUUAUCAUUUACGCUACCCAUUCUCCGAUAUAUCCAACGAUCGUGCCGGUGCUGGCAAUAGUUCAGAGCUUGAGUUUUUUAAACACCGCAUACAUUUGGAGCGAGAUAGUGUGCGACGUGCCAAGGAAUCAUUACGCACACAGCGUACUAAUUUUCGUUCACGACAACGUGAGAUCAAACAGCGUCAUAAGGCUUCCACAACACGUCAUUCAUUGGACCAGCUUAUACAAGAGGAAAAGGAAUUGACUGAAAUGGAAGUAAAUUUGCACCGCACACGUGCGCUACUCGGCGAAAAGGUUAUACGCUUACGUCACUUGGAACAAAGCCUUUUAAGAAUUUACGAAAAGGAGAAACCCAACAUGGAUUUGCUGGGCAUAGAGCAGAAAGACGAUGCCACGCUAAGCGAUCUUUCAUCACAUUCAAGCUCAGGUUUUAGCAGCACAGAUUUCGCCAGUGGUGCCGAUACACACAAUUUGCACAAACGAAAAGAGAAUUAUCAUCAGGAAUCAACAGAAUGUAUACAAAAUCUAGAAAUUCUCAAUGCGGAGAUUCGGGAAAUUCUCGAUAUACUUGGAAAAAGUCAACACGGAGGAAUACCCAUGAUUUCACCCUCCGAGUUGAAUUGGUCACACAUGCUAUCAACCGGUAUGAAUUCAGCUCCCACACCACCAACAAAUCUUCAAAAUGCUGGCGCAACCGCUACGCUUAUGCAUGCACCACAAUCCAUACCAACACUAGCUGAUCGCUUGGAGACAUAUCGUCAACUUGCUACUGGGCGCAUGCAAAAUUCAAUGGGCGGCGCUAUACUCGCGGCAAAUACAAUAGUUUCGCAAAGUCCACGUGCCGUCAACUAUACGACCAGUCUAGUGGAGCGCACCAGAGAUCUACGCAAUUGGCUGCGACAAGCCAAAACAGAACAUGAAUUACUAACGGGCGGUAGCAAUAUUGUGCUACCAAUGCAGCAUAGUGGCUUAGGUUUAACAGGCAGUGCCUUGGGUGUGAAUACGGUGAGCAUUCUUAAUGCUAGGGAAUGUGGUGGCAAUGUUAAUGGCGCUGUCGGUGUUGGAACAACAGCCACAACUGGAGGAGGCGGCGGUACGGGUACACAGACUAAUCUAUAAUUAGGAUACAAUGUUUUCUGCUGCUGGCGCAGUUAGGAACUCAAGGAAUGAGAUGUAGGCAUGUGUGUCUGAGAAUAGUGUGGUAGAUGUACAGCUAAAUAUAGCUAAAUUCGAGAAUUUUCAUGAUUGUUCGGCCUGCUCUAGUUGCUCUAGAAAUGUGAGUAUAAGGAAAGUCUAGUUGCAAAGAUCAAACUACUUUAUUAUAGAAACUAUAUAAAGUUUUAUCGGAUCUCUAUUCAAAACCAAAGAUAAUCGUUAUUGAAACUAAAAGAUUGAAUAUAAUAGUUGUAUUUGUAAUAAAAUCAUACUGAAGUUAUAUAAUAAAUAAAAAAGUAUAGUUCUGGUGCCAAAGAAAUGUAUUUGCAUGUGAAGGGAAAGAUAAUGUAGUGGACAUAUAGUUAAAGUUAGAGAAUUUUGGCAGAAACUCAUUUUAUUUAGUAAAUAUUAGCGAAAUUCCAAUUUAAAAAAGUCAUCACAACAAUAAUUAAAUACUUAUAAAAUUUAAAUAUAAACGAGUGAUGUUAUUUUAGCUGUUAGUAAAGCCAAGCCAUUUCUUUGCAUAUUAUGUAUAUUAACUAUUUAUUUGAAGAAAUAAUCUAAAUAUCUGAAUGUAAUAUUUAUAUACAUAAAUCCAACGACUUAAUAGUUAUAGUCAGAAUUGAUCAUAAAGUAAAAUCCACAUGAAUUUGAAAAUUGUCCUUAAAACUAAACUAUAAAUUUGUUAUACGUUACAAUAACGAUUUCUUUUAUAACUAUUGAAGAUGGUUAGUACUUGUACUCAAAAUAUUUCGAAUAUGUAAACACAACAUUUUCAUUAACUCAUAAAUCGGUACUACUGAUCUAGUCACAGAUAGCACAAAAUAUUUGACUCUUCAUAUGAUUAACGUUAUGAUUAUUCUUAACCUUUUUUAAGUUAUGCUGAAUUUAUAUAAAGUGAGUAAAAUAAUAUUGAAUUUACACAUCUGUUGCCGAAUUUUACAUUCCAUAUUUAAGGACCAACUUAAUGUGCAUACAAAAAGGCUAAAUUUGUUAUUGAUAAUCAGUCGUGGAUUGCAUCGUGCUUUUGCAAAGUAAAUAAAUUGAUUGAUAUAAAUAUUGAAUAUAUUUAUUAUUUGUAUGUAAAUAAAAAAUUGUUUACUCCGAAGCUUUCGAAAUCUAUUACAAAAUUUAAAAUUUUCCUUUAGGGAUCAUACUAAAGUUGGACACUGUCUUUCGACUAAAGCAGCACUGAGUGGCUGAUACUUAUGAAAUACUAUAAGUUACAGAAACUCAUUUUCUACAUUUAAGGACCAAGUUAAUGUGCAAGUAAAGUGCUUAAUUUUUGAAAUGCAUUGAAAAUAUUACUUAAUUAUCUGCAUAGGGAAUUUGCUUUUUUUUGUUUGCCGAAGUAAUAAUAAUUUUUAUUGGUUCGUUUUCAAGGAAAAUGCCAUUUGAUGAUUUUAAAGACAAUGGUUUCAAGCAAAUUAUUGUAUGGAAUCCCCGUGAACUGGUACCGGUUAGACUGAUGCAUGAAAUUUAUGUACGUACUCAUACUUAAUACUUUAACACUUUCAAGCUUUGAAUAUUAAGAAAUAAAAAUAUAUAACGUAUGGGCAAUAUAUGUCAUAUAUUUGUAUGUAUAUCUGAUAAAAUCUAAUAUCACACACAAAUGUACUUCUUAUACUCAUUUUUAGUAACUACAUACAUCUAGAUUGUAUACAUAUUUAUGUAUAUGCAUGAUACUUAAAAAAAACUAAACAAAGUCUUCUUAGAACCUAUACAGAUUGAGGGAAUAUUUUUUUCGUAAAAAAUUAUUACCACUUCUACGAAGCAGAUCAAAAUAACAUAUUCUUCAACAAAGAAGCGUAGUAAAAUUUAAAAGCUGUGAAGCAACGAAGAUCGAAAUACAAAGGUGAAGCACAAAUUUAUUGUCGGCUUGUGGAGUUAUAUUUAUAAAUCAAUAGUAAAAUGAAUUAGUAAUAAGUGUAAGUUGGUGUUACAAAUUACAAAAAUUUAAUAUUUGAAAUUAUUAAAUGUAAAAAAAUAAAGCAGUUUGAUGAAAUCUUGCGAAAAACAAUGUGGAAUGGCAAGAUAUCCAAGUUAAGUACUAUUACGUACCAGCAACAAAUAUUAAACAAAAUAUAAAGAAUUCAUCCUUAUAACUUUUUAUGAUUAUAAAACCUCAAACAUUGUUUUAAAACAAUAAUUAUAAUUAUAUAAUUUAAUUUUAAAACUAACUUUAAGUUAAACAAAACGUACCAAAUAACGGUUAUAAAAUAUUUUAAUCUCUAUGGUAGCAGUAUGAUUAAUAUUAUUUAAAUAAUAUAUUUAAAUAUAUUAUUUAU
This is a messenger RNA of Bactrocera dorsalis (oriental fruit fly), 7581 nucleotides long. RefSeq lists its product as uncharacterized. The transcript has 4 exons. The record is from RefSeq and is a predicted model, not a curated record. Gene Ontology annotation, molecular function: protein binding. Bases 998 to 5257 code for a protein of 1419 amino acids. NCBI's taxonomy places the organism in Eukaryota, Metazoa, Arthropoda, Insecta, Diptera, Tephritidae.